Messenger RNA from Durio zibethinus, 1947 nucleotides. RefSeq names its product beta-casein (DUF760). Lineage: Eukaryota; Viridiplantae; Streptophyta; Magnoliopsida; Malvales; Malvaceae. The record is from RefSeq and is a predicted model, not a curated record.
UUUAUUUUAGAAAUUUUAAUUCAUAGAAUAUUCAUAGAAAGACAAAUCAGAAACAAAAAAAAGGAGAGAGAAGUCCUGAAAGAAACUAGCUUUAACAACCACCACAUGCCAUCUUACAGUAUUCACCAUUAUCAGGAAUCUCCUUAACCCUGCUUUCCUCUUCAACUUGAGAACUCUGGUUUUUGGUUAUCAAAAGAAAAAAUUAACAAGUGAGAAAUGCAGAUAUCAGGAGUAACAAGUGAGGGGUUGGUAGCAAUCCCUUCAGCUGGAACCCCCAGUUUCAGACACUUCCAUUCCAGCCACUUCUUCCUUUCUUCUUCUUUCUUCAAAAGAUAUCCUUCAAUUUGCAUUCCAAAGCUAGGAAUGGCACCAGAUAAGUGCCGAGCAAGAUGCGUAACUAUGAGAGCAUCAGCGGAGUCAGAUGAUAAUUUGUCACCAAUUGCUCCUGUACCAUUUGAAUCUCCAGUUGGCCAGCUUUUGUCACAAAUAUUGAGAACUCAUCCACAUUUACUGCCUGCGGCCAUUGAUCAACAGCUGGAGAACCUUCAGAGCGAUAAAGAUGACCAGAAAGAAGAAACUCCACCAUCUCAAGAUCUCCUUUACAAGAGAAUAGCUGAAGUUAAAGAAAAGGAGAGACGAAGAACAUUGGAGGAAAUAAUAUACUGCUUGAUUGUACAGAAAUUCGUUGACAAUGAGAUUUCAAUGAUUCCUAAGAUAAUGGCAACUUCAGACCCUACUGGACGAGUGGACUUUUGGCCAAACCAGGAAGAGAAACUGGAAUCUGUUCAUUCUCCUGAAGCAUUUGAGAUGAUACAAAACCACUUAUCCCUUGUACUCGGAGACCGAGUGGUUGGUCCCCUCAGUACCAUUGUUCAAAUUAGCAAGAUCAAACUUGGAAAGCUCUAUGCUGCUUCUAUAAUGUAUGGAUAUUUCCUUAGAAGAGUUGAUCAACGGUUUCAACUUGAGAGAACAAUGAAAACCCUUCCUGGGGAUUUCAAUAAAGACCAAGAAAGAUAUAAGGAUCCAAAUCCAGAGAAGCAGCUCUGGGAUCCAGCUUCAUUGAUUGGGAACCCACCCUAUGAUGAUGAUGAUGGUGAUGGAGGAGGAUACAUGGACGUUGAAGGAAAGUCAUAUAGACUGAGAUCCUAUGUUAUGUAUUUGGAUUCUGAGACACUUCAGAGAUAUGCAACCAUAAGAUCCAAAGAAGCUAUUUCUUUGAUUGAAAAGCAGACACAAGCACUAUUUGGGAGGCCUGACAUUCGGAUCCUUGACGAUGGUUCAAUUGAUACAUCAAAUGAUGAAGUAGUUUCCAUCACUUUCACUGGGUUGACAAUGCUAGUCUUGGAAGCAGUUGCAUUUGGUUCGUUUCUAUGGGAUGCCGAGAGCUAUGUUGAAUCAAAGUAUCAUUUUCUUAAGAGCUAACCAGCAUCUUUGCAAUUGCUAUCAGAUGAUCCGAUGCUCAUUGCAGCUAUGUAAAUUGUGAUGAAUGAUGAAAAGUUCUUCUACUCCAUGCUGGUUUUGAUGGAAUAUUACAUUGUAAGUUUGUAAAAGUUAGGAAAAAGUAGACAAUACCUAAAAAAAAACCUCACAUUGUUAGAACAACAUAGUAUUUUGACUUUAUUUGCAGAGCUGUCUUGAUUCAGAAAGUUCAAAGUCUUGUAUUUUGUGCUUUUGCCACUCAAAUUGAUGGUCCAAAGUGGGGAAACUCAUGAAGUAUAAACUUGAAGAUGGAGGUUCAGCACUUUCUUAUACUACUGUCGGUAUCUCGUUAACAUUCAAUCCAUGUAAAAUUUCUUUCUAAUUGCAUUAUAAUUUGUCAAUUAAAAAUCAGAUAAUAUGGUUUAGGCCAAAGUCUCAUAGGUCUCAAUCCCUUUCCCUAGACCGCUAUGAACAACUUUGAAUACACUCACAUGGUUGGGAGGUUCCCAUAAUGAAUUGACCAUUGGU